Messenger RNA from Vanessa atalanta (red admiral), 1730 nucleotides. RefSeq names its product sialin-like. The record is from RefSeq and is a predicted model, not a curated record. Gene Ontology annotation, biological process: monoatomic anion transport; transmembrane transport. Gene Ontology annotation, molecular function: transmembrane transporter activity. NCBI's taxonomy places the organism in Eukaryota, Metazoa, Arthropoda, Insecta, Lepidoptera, Nymphalidae. The transcript is spliced from 13 exons. The coding region runs from base 44 to 1531 and encodes 495 amino acids. Gene Ontology annotation, cellular component: plasma membrane.
UUAAAAUUUGUAUUAGAGCUCUUUUCGUUUCUAGGUUGGAAUAAUGAUAUUUAUAGGUUAUUUUCUAAUCUACAUAGUGCGUUAUAACCUUAGCGUGCAUAUCGUUGAUAUGGUUGAAAUACCGAAACGACUUUUCAAUGUGUAUUAUAAUGACACUCCGUCUCUUCGUACUAUUUUAAAUACACGAUCUGGGAAUAUUAUUGAUAUAAUACAUUGGAAUGAAAUGAAAAUUGCCUUGUUACUCGCCGCUUAUCACAUUGGAUAUUGUAUAUGCUUUCCAUUAUUCCAUAAUAUUGGUGAUACGUUUGGACCAAUGUGGGUUGUUGGCACAGCGGGCUUAACAUCAGGUGUCUUAAAUUGUCUUACUCCAGCAUCUGCAUAUUAUAACUUCUGGUUGCUUUUUGUUGUACGCAUUUUAAUUGGUUUCUGUGCGGGCGCGAUGUUACCAAGUAUGGUUCAAGUGCUAAGACAUUGGGUACCACCAACUGAAAGACACCACUUUAUGUGGGCGUAUUGUGGGAUUACGACAGGAACGUGUAGCACUUUUCUUAUUUGCGCAGCUGUGCAAUAUUACUUUCGAUGGUCUUUUGGGUUUUAUAUUUCGGGAGCGAUGCAAAUGUUUUGGGCUAGCGCUUGGGUAUUUUUAAUAACUGAUAGCCCUGAAAAACAUACCUUCAUAUCUAAAGAAGAGUUAGGAUAUUUGUCAACAACUAUCGGAACAGUUUUUAAUAUUAAGUUAACAAAUUCUCAAGCGCCGUGGAAAAUCAUUUUAAAAUCGACCUCGUUUUGGGCUAUUUGUAUUCUUAAUUUUGGUUACGCCUGGAUGAUCAUAUCUGUUUGUAUACAUGGACCUCUUUACUACACUGUUACCCUGAAUUAUAGUGUUUAUGAAGCAUCAGCGUUGACUGCACUACCUUUUCUCUUAAGACUGCUAUUAGGGACAAUUAUAAUUCAAACGUAUCACUGGUAUAAACAUAAUAACAAAAUUAGGAGAAUUAAACACAUCCGAAAAUAUUUUAUAGUUUUUUCUCACGUGUUGCCGGGAAUUUUAGUGUCGAUGGCGUGGUUCUUGCCGAUCAACCCUGGCCCAGUUCUGCUGACCACAGCUAUUGCCUUUACCGCAGCGGGAAUGGAUCUUACUUUAGAUAUUUGUUACGAACUUUCUCCGAAUUACGUCAAUUCAAUCAAUACUGUAAUUAAAAUAAUUGGUAAUUUACCUGGAAUCAUUAUAUCUCUAUGUGUUGGAGAAGUUACACAUAAAAAAAAUUCUGCUUUUGUAUGGCGAUACGUUUGGAGUUUCCAUGGUUCAAUAUUGUUAUUGAGUGGACUUAUAUUCCUUGUUUGGGGUGAAACGCAUGUUCAGGAAUGGAAUGAAAUGCGGCGAAGGCCGCGGCGAAAUAGACGCCUCGUAAUGAGACCAUCUAUCAUGUCAAACAUUGUUGAAGUGGAUGAAAUUGAUGAAGCAUCGUAUCGUUCUUCAUUACCUCAGCGGCCAAGGACAUUGAAAUCGAUGAUACUUUCGUCGAAUUAAGAUUUAUGGUAUUCAUUUCAACAUUAUCAUAGAAGUUACGUGAUUAGAGAAAGUCAAUGUGUUGUGGAGCAGUCGGCCAAGUCUCUUUGUGGCCACACCAUAAUCGGAAUGAGAAAAGUUUGAAGGAACAUCGCUUGUCUAAGUUAAGGUCUAAUAUUGUUUGUAUUGUUUCGCAAAAUAAAUGAAUUGCCAAUUUUCA